AUGAUUGGGUCAAACGUUAAACCAGCCAAUUCAUAUGAACUUGGACAGCUCUAUGGCCAAUUCUAUACUCAAUUGACUUUAAAAGUAAAACCGUCAAUGGUUAUGGACAUUGUUGAAGAAAUUUCGAAGAAAGUAUGCGGAUGUCAUACUCUUUUUGACGGCAAAAACUACGUUUAUACUGAAGAAAAGUGCAAAACAUUUAGAAUUCCCGAUAAUUUCCCUAAUCUCGAAGAAACACAUUUAUUUGUUUCCAAAAACCAUACAUUACCAAUGAAUGAUAGAUUAGCAUGCAUAUGCUAUAACAAUGACACAGUUGUUUUGCAUGGAUCUCAUGCUUGCCACGACGGCGGAUAUCUAAAAUGGGUUUUAGAUUAUUUGACAGGAAAACCAACACCUAUUGAUCCUUGUUUCAAGAUACACGAGUCGCUUCCUGACUGUUUUGAGAAAUAUUUUGAUAAAGUCUCCGGAAAAAGUUUGUUUUAUUCAACACCAGUGAAAAGUUCCCCAAAACUGAAAGAAAACGUUAGUUCUAUUUACAGAUACAUCGAAUUCCCUCUUGAAAAGAAGAUUAAAGGAUUCACAGAACAUCUUAUGAUGUCAACUUUGUUGACAACAUCAAUUUUGAAUGAAAAAUUAUCGAGUUUUUCAAUUCAAUGCGCUUUUGAUUCGAGAAGAGCACUUCCUUGUGCUGAUUGGCGCCAUGUUAACAUGAAUACAUUAACUACUGUUGAUGCACACAUCGAAAAUCCUGAUAAGAACGUAACAAUCGGUGAUUUGAAGCGAAAUUUGAGAAAAGAUUUGGAAGAAAAGUUAACAAACGGAGAAAUGUUCCGAAUUGCUAGAGAUUAUAAGUAUGGAACAAUUGAUUUCCCAAGUUAUGCAACACAAAGUAUUUCAAAUAUCGGAAAUCUUCAAACAAAUAAUGAAAUUUCUGAUGCUUUGAUAUCAACAUCGCUUCAUGGACCAACAUUUUAUCCAGGUUGUGUUUCAUUAGGAGUUGUAACUGUUAACAAAUCAAUUUUUAAGGGAAGAUUCUUCACAUCUCCUUACAUAACAUCAUUUAGAGAAGCAGACAAACUUGCAAAAUCAUUAGAAUUCGCUAUCAAGAAUAUUGAAGAUGAAAUGUCUAUUCAAGAAGCUUUCAAAUUAACAAAGCAAAUCUAUUUAGAGUAA
Molecule: messenger RNA, 1173 nt
Organism: Trichomonas vaginalis G3
Lineage: Eukaryota; Parabasalia; Trichomonadida; Trichomonadidae
Exons: 1
Coding region: 1-1173 (390 amino acids)
Source: RefSeq, a predicted model, not a curated record